GCUAACGUUCACACUGAAUGGACUGAGUUUGAGGAAGCGGCGCAGGAGGCAGAGACCAUGGCGCCUUUAGAUUUGGAUAACUACGCGGAGAUCGCUAAACAGUGUAAAUAUCUCCCAGAGAAUGAUCUAAAGAGGUUAUGUGACUACGUGUGUGACCUCCUGCUGGAGGAAUCCAACGUCCAGCCCGUUUCCACUCCUGUGACAGUCUGUGGAGACAUACAUGGACAGUUUUAUGAUCUUUGUGAACUUUUUCGAACUGGUGGCCAAGUUCCUGACACAAACUACAUCUUCAUGGGUGACUUUGUUGACCGUGGCUACUACAGUUUGGAAACAUUCACCUAUUUGCUGGUGCUCAAAGCCAAGUGGCCCGAUCGCAUCACACUCCUGAGAGGGAACCAUGAGAGCAGGCAAAUCACACAAGUUUAUGGCUUUUAUGAUGAAUGUCAGACCAAAUAUGGAAAUGCAAAUGCCUGGCGCUAUUGUACAAAAGUAUUUGAUAUGUUAACAGUAGCAGCACUGAUGGAUGAGCAGAUACUGUGUGUACACGGGGGCCUUUCUCCAGACAUCAAAACGUUGGACCAGAUUCGGACAAUCGAGAGGAACCAGGAGAUCCCUCACAAAGGAGCGUUCUGUGACCUAGUGUGGUCUGACCCUGAAGAUGUGGAUACGUGGGCCAUCAGUCCUAGAGGAGCGGGCUGGUUGUUUGGAGCUAAAGUCACAAAUGAGUUCGUCCACAUUAACAACCUGAAGCUGAUCUGCCGUGCUCACCAGCUUGUGCAUGAAGGCUACAAGUUUAUGUUCGACGAGAAGCUGGUCACUGUCUGGUCUGCCCCGAACUACUGCUACCGCUGCGGCAACAUCGCCUCUAUCAUGGUGUUUAAAAACGCAGACACCAGGGAGCCCAAGCUGUUCAGAGCUGUACCAGAUUCAGAAAGAGUUAUCCCCCCCAGAACAACUAUCCCAUACUUCCUUUAGACAGAAGAGACUGUACCGCCAUGUGGUCGAAAAUGGAUAACGGAACAUUUGAACUCAAUGAAAGUAGUCAUUGAAUUUCAUUAGCACUUGUGAAAAUGUAUGAAUUUUGUAUAGUAUGUAUAUUCAAUGCUUCUCUUUGUGCCAACUGUCUGUUCAUUUCUGUCACUGCUUUGUAUUUACUGACAUUAAAAUAGUUGGCUCCACAGCACCCCCUGAUGUUACAAUGUUUUAUAAAAACAAGUAUAAAAAUGAAUGCUGAUGCUCAUUGACUGUUAAAAUGUUUAUAGAUAUUAUUUUUAUUUUUUACUCAGAAAAAAAAAACUCAGCUGAUGAAAGUGUUGUGUAAAAUAUAAUAUUUUAUUUUGCCACUCUAAUGUAUUGAUGCUUGUGUAUAGGACUGCACCAAAUAUGCAUUCUCAAUCUAACUGUGGAGUUCACAGUGUUACAGUGCAGUCCCAUCAAUUAAUAAACAUCUAUGUAAAUG
Messenger RNA from Periophthalmus magnuspinnatus, 1459 nucleotides. RefSeq names its product serine/threonine-protein phosphatase 6 catalytic subunit-like. Gene Ontology annotation, biological process: peptidyl-serine dephosphorylation; G1/S transition of mitotic cell cycle. The transcript is spliced from 7 exons. Bases 58 to 975 code for a protein of 305 amino acids. The record is from RefSeq and is a predicted model, not a curated record. Gene Ontology annotation, cellular component: cytoplasm. NCBI's taxonomy places the organism in Eukaryota, Metazoa, Chordata, Actinopteri, Gobiiformes, Gobiidae. Gene Ontology annotation, molecular function: protein serine/threonine phosphatase activity.